This is a messenger RNA of Lacerta agilis (Sand lizard), 1146 nucleotides long. RefSeq names its product ankyrin repeat domain 66 (gene ANKRD66). The record is from RefSeq and is a predicted model, not a curated record. The transcript is spliced from 5 exons. Gene Ontology annotation, molecular function: protein binding. The coding region runs from base 181 to 744 and encodes 187 amino acids. NCBI's taxonomy places the organism in Eukaryota, Metazoa, Chordata, Lepidosauria, Squamata, Lacertidae.
UCCCAUAGAGAGUAAGUAACAACAGACUGGGGGGUUUUGUCAUCAGCAGACAGACUUUGCUUUCUUUAUUGCAGAGGCAAAAUCUCAUGUUGUCUUUCUCUUCUAAUGUCAGUGGGACUUAAGCCCAAACAAGGGGACAUAGGAUUGGAGCAUGAGCACAGACGAGCUUAAUGUAACAGCAUGACAGAGCUGCAUGAAGCUGCAGCUUUGGGUAAUUGUGACUUGGUGGAUGAGAUUCUCAAGACAGGGCUGUGUGACCCAAAUUGCAAAGAUAUUUAUUGGAGUGACAGAACACCACUGCACUGGGCUGCAGCAAAAGGGCACUCAAAGAUAAUAAAACGGCUUGUGGAGCAUGGUGCUCGCCUGUGCUUGAGAACUGAAUCAGGAUGGACUGCCGCUCAUUUUGGUGCUGAAUCUGGGAAACUAGGAGUGUUAAGAACACUUCAUUCUCUGCAUGCUCCUAUUGAUGCAGCAGAUCUCUAUGGGGACACACCAAAGAGGAUCGCAGAGAUCUAUGGACACAAAGAUUGUGUCACGUUCUUAGAGGUGGCUGAGGUAGAGUACAGGGAGUUCUGUCAGAGAGCAAAAUUAAAGGGGACUCAGCUGGACCUGGAGGACGAAGAUUGGGAGCCUAAAAAGGCAGAACCUUUGAAAAAUAAAGCCCACACACAAAAGAAACCCACAAAAAAGCAUGUGGGGAAUGGCCAUGAUCCAACUCCUAGAAAUUCUUAUAGCAGGAGAUAACACAUUGCUGUAUAAAUCACACUGAAGAAAGAGAUGCUGCUGAUCAGAGAUAAAGAAUCCAGGAGGUGAAUGAAAAGGAGGGAACUGAAGUUUGCAAACCUUCCCACUGUGGAGAUGCUCAAGCAAACAGCAAAUCGGAGGUCAGAACAAUGAAAAACCAGAGUAUAGCACUGGAUUAUUGACUUAGAGCUUGUAAAGCAGGUCCAGAAUCAGACCACCUUGUGCAAUUUCUAUAGCUUUGCAAGAAACAUGUAGAUUGCUGUAACAGCCCAGUUUUUAUUAUCUAAAUCCAAGUGGCUGUGCCCUAUCUGAUGCAACAUCAAAAUUAAAGCAUUUAUCAAACUCCAAUUAUAGUUUGACUUCCAAGUACCAGCAACACAAUUAAUGGUUGUGCCAAUGCCC